AUAUAUAAGCCAAAUUGGGCGAGAAAAUCACCACUUGUGGAUUUUUUUUAUGAAGAAAUAAAGUUAAGUGAAGGCUUUCUACACAGUCUACGAGUGCCAAUUAGCUAACAGUACAGUCAUUUUAUCUCGCACGACACUGAACCCAUUUAAUGAUGGAUGCCUGUGGGUAUUUAUGCUGAAGAUUACAGGAGGAACUGUGGUAUUUUCGACCACCUGACAGUGGGAUCAGUCCGUUGUGUAAUCCUACAAGCUCCAGUCCGUAUUUCCCCUCAAGCCCAUCUGGCUCGCUGGCAGGGUUUGUUUACUGGCGGAGAGGCUGGGGAGAAGAAGGGGAACCUACGGGACCUGGGAGACUGUACAAUCUACCUCUGUCUGUCUGUGGAAGAAGAGAAAGAGAAAUUAACUACAAACUCCGUCUCACCUCUCGUUUUUCUCCUCCAGAUUCUCACUCAGCUGCGGCGCCGGGCAUCUCCUCUGCAGAGCAUGAACGCAACUUGGAGCAUAUAUUGCUUUCUUUCUUUUUUUUCCUUUUUUUAAUUCUCAAAGAGAAAAAAAAAAGAAAAAGAAAAAGACACGGAGCGAGGAGUCUUUGCGGAGCUUUUUUAGAGAGUGGAGGUCUCACUGAAAUCUCUGCACCGACUGGAGAAGAGUUUAGGGAGCGAACGAGCUGCAGGAUAAUAAAAAAAAAAGAAAGAAAAACAGCAUCGAGCUAUUAUACAAGUUAAACAACCAAACUGUCCCGUUUCGGUGCUCUCUGUGGGACUUGUGUGGAUUUUUUUUUUUUUUUUUUUUUUUUUUGCGAAACACGGUAACGUUACGCCACGCAUGCCACAACCACGGAGUCAACAAAAUCCCUCUAAAUUAAGUCAAAGGUCGCUUGUUCCGAUAUUUCCAUGCAUGCACGAUUUCUCCUUUUUUAACAAGAAGGUACGUUGCGGAGGGGGACGCGUGUGCGUGGCAUUUCUUAAAGUUAAAAUCAAGUGACUGGGCUUCUGAAAUUUGCGCAAACUUCACUUGUGGCCUGGACUCGAGUGGAGGAACCAAGGCUAGGCUAGGCUAGGCUACGCUAGGCUAGGCUAGUUAGCUAGCUCAGCUCAGCUGCUGUUUGUUAGCACCGACGCGAGCUUCUGCUCGGACGGCGAAACUGUUUUUGCUCUCGCCUACCAACACGGACAAGUUCAACCGGGCAAAAUUAACAAGCCGAAGAGUUUAAAGUCUGAACGGGAGCACUCAUGCGUCGUGCUGUUUGUUAAUAGCGUGUUUUCAUGAGGUGGCGUUAGCUUGUGUUUGACUGAACACGCUGGACUUGUCCCUCCGCCCAUCUUCCGGGAUGUCUUUUAUUUAUUUUUGUUUCCCAGUCGGGCCACACCGCCAAACAAAACCAGUUUCCUGAAGGUGUCCCCCCUCCCAUUCUCUUAUUUUGAACAGUUAUCGUCGCCAAGGAAUAUUCUGAGUUUGCCCCGGAGUUGUGUUGGAUGGUGUCUUAUCCCGGUUCAGUCAUGAGGCUCCGGACUUUGUUUUUGUUUUUUGUUUUGGCCGCUAUCUGCCUUGUGAUGAGCUGUCAUCGAGCGAGCGGAGAAAUUUGCCCAAGUAAGGACAUCCGCAACAAUGUGACCAACCUGCACGCGCUCGAGAACUGCACGGUGAUCGAAGGCCACCUGAAGAUCCUACUAAUGUUCAGGACCAAGCCCGAGGAUUUCAGAGGCCUCAGUUUCCCCAAGCUGACGGUGGUCACCGACUACCUGCUGCUGUUCAGGGUUUACGGCCUGGAGACCCUCAGCGACCUGUUCCCCAACCUGACGGUCAUCAGAGGCAACAACCUGUUCUUCAACUACGCCCUGGUGAUGUUCGAGAUGCUCCAGCUGCGAGAGAUCGGCCUCCACAGCUUGAUGAACAUCACCAGGGGAGCCGUGAGGAUCGAGAAGAACCCAGAUCUCUGUUAUCUCUCCACUCUGGACUGGUCCAAGAUCCUGGACUCGGUGGAGGACAACUACAUCAUGGCCAACAAGAACGACAGAGAGUGCGGCGAUGUGUGUCCGGGGGCUGACUCCGGAAAGAGCAACUGCCAGACGACCACCAUCAACGGACACUUCGGCGAGCGCUGCUGGACCCACGACAAUUGUCAAAGAAUGUGUCCUGUUCACUGUAAACAUCGGGCCUGCUCCAAAGACGACCAGUGCUGCCAUGAGAAGUGCCUCGGCGGCUGCACUCAGCCCAACUCGGCCAGUCACUGCGUGGCCUGCCGUGGCCUCCAGCACGAGGGCAGCUGCGUGGAACGCUGCCCCAAAAACUACUUCACCUACAAGGGCUGGCGCUGCGUCUCCUACGCUUUCUGCCAGGAUCUGCACAACAGAUGCAAGAGGGAGAAGGAGCGCAGCAAGAACACGGACUGCCACGAGUACGUCAUCCACAACGGCGCCUGCCUCCACGAGUGUCCCUCCGGCUACACGACCGUCAACUCCUCCUCGCUGAACUGCACUCCCUGUGCAGGGCUCUGCCCCAAGGUGUGCCUUGGUUUGCAAACAGUGGACUCGGUCACCGCUGCCCAGGCUUUAAGAGGCUGCACCGUCCUCAACGGGAGCCUGGUCAUCAACCUGCGUGGAGGAAACAACAUCGCGGCUGAACUGGAGGCCAGCCUGGGCCAGCUGGAAGAAAUCACUGGCUACCUGACAGUGCGACGUUCCUACGCCCUUGUGUCUCUCUCGUUUUUCCGCAAGCUCCGCGUUAUUCGUGGAGAGGAACAGGAAAUUGGAAAUUACUCGUUCUAUGCCCUGGACAACCAGAACCUGCGGCAGCUCUGGGACUGGUCCAAACACAAGCUGACCAUCCUGCAGGGGCGCAUGUUUUUCCACUACAACUCCAAGCUCUGCAUGACUGAGAUCCGCAAAAUGGAGGAGGUGACGGGAACCAAGGAGCGGCAGGUCAAGAACGACAUCGCCUCCAAGACCAAUGGAGACCAAGCCUCAUGUGAGAACAGCGAGUUGAAUUUUACCCAGAUUCGAACCAUGAGCGACAAGAUAAUGAUCAAGUGGCAGCCGUUCUGGCCGUCAGACUUCAGAGAUCUGCUGGGCUUCAUGGUGCUCUACAAAGAAGCACCUUUUCAGAACGUAACCGAGUUUGAUGGGCAGGACGCCUGCGGCUCCAACAGCUGGGUGAUCGCCGACGUGGAACCUCCACAGCGAGUCACAGAGGGCGAACAGAUUGAACCGGGGCAUCUCAUCCUGCCCCUCAAACCCUGGACGCAGUACGCCAUAAUGGUGAAGACCCAGCUCUCCGCCUCCGACGAGCACCAGGUCCAAGGAGCCAAGAGCAAGAUCAUCUACGUCCGCACCAACGCCACCAAACCCUCGGUCCCGCUGGACCCCAUUUCCUCCUCCAACUCGUCCUCCCAGAUCAUCCUCAAGUGGAAGCCUCCCAGCGACCCCAACGGCAACAUCACUCACUACCUGGUCCACUGCCAGCGCCAGCCUGAGGCCAGCGAGCUCUACAAGUUCGACUACUGCCAGAAGGGGAUGAAGUUGCCGUCACGGGUGCCCACUCAGGUGGACAGUGACGAGGAGCAGAAGUGGAACCAGACGGAGGAGCAGGGCCAAGGGACGCGGUGCUGCGCCUGCCCCAAGACCGACAAGGAGCUGAAGAAGGAGAAGGAGGAUUUAGAGUACCGCAAAACCUUCGAGAAUUACCUCCACAACGAAGUCUUUGAGAUCAAACGCUUGAGACAGCGACGCUCCGUGAUGGGUAUCGCCAACCGGACGGUUCCCUUCUCCACCACGGCCCCCAGCCCGUCGGGGGGCACGGGCGUCCCCGACGACGAGGACGAGGAGACCUUCGAAAGCACCAAGACCGUGGUCACCGUCCACGCCAAGGAGUCCACGGUCAUUUCCAACCUGCGCCACUUCACCAGCUACCAGAUCGAGAUCCAGGCCUGCAACCACGCCACCGACACCAACCGCUGCAGCAUGGCGGCGUAUGUCAGUGCCCGCACGAUGCCCGAGGACAAAGCCGAUGAUAUUUUGAGCCCCAUCAAAUGUGACGUGACAGAAAAUACGGUACAUAUCAGCUGGCAGGAGCCUGCAGCCCCCAAUGGUAUGAUCAUCCUGUACGAGGUCAACUACAAGAAGCUGGGUGACUCUGAGGAGCUGCACUACUGCGUGUCAAGGAAGAUGUACAAGCAGUCCCGUGGCUGCAAGCUGAAAGUGAUGCAUCCUGGGAACUACACCGUGAGGAUCCGGGCCACCUCACUGGCCGGGAACGGAUCGUGGACCGAGCCUAAGUACUUCUACGUCCAAGAUGCGAACGACCCUUUCUACAUCGUGAAGAUCAUCAUCGGGCCGGUCAUCUGCUUCGUCCUGCUGGUUUUCGUGGCCCUGGCAGGAUUCGUUAUGUUCAAGAAGAAUCAAACCCAAGGGCCAAGUGGUCCCAUCUACGCUUCUUCAAACCCUGAGUAUCUCAGCGCUAAUGACGUGUACGAGGAGGACGAGUGGGAGGUGCCGAGGGAGAAGAUCAACAUUUUGAGAGAACUGGGUCAGGGCUCCUUCGGCAUGGUCUACGAGGGCAUCGCCAAGGACAUCAUCAAGGGCGAGGGGGAAACGUACGUGGCGGUGAAGACGGUGAACGAGUCGGCCAGCCUGAGGGAGAGGAUCGAGUUCCUGAACGAGGCCUCGGUCAUGAAGGCCUUCAGCUGCCACCAUGUGGUGCGUCUGCUGGGCGUUGUGUCGAAGGGCCAGCCCACCCUGGUGGUAAUGGAGCUGAUGACCCAUGGAGACCUGAAGAGUUACCUGCGCUCGCUGCGACCCGACGCUGAGAAUAACCCCGGCCGUCCCCCACCCACCCUGAAAGAGAUGAUCCAAAUGGCGGCCGAGAUCGCCGACGGCAUGGCUUACUUAAACGCCAAGAAGUUUGUCCACAGGGACCUGGCGGCCAGAAACUGCAUGGUGGCUCACGAUUUUACGGUUAAAAUAGGAGACUUCGGCAUGACCAGAGACAUCUACGAGACGGACUACUACAGGAAGGGAGGGAAGGGCCUGCUGCCCGUAAGGUGGAUGGCACCCGAGUCUCUGAAGGACGGAGUCUUCACGGCGCAUUCAGAUUGCUGGUCGUUCGGGGUCGUGCUGUGGGAGAUCAGCACCCUGGCCGAGCAGCCGUACCAGGGCCUGUCCAACGAGCAGGUCCUCAAGUUUGUCAUGGAAGGAGGCUACCUGGACCGACCAGACAACUGCGCCGACAGGCUACACAACCUGAUGCAGAUGUGCUGGCAGUACAACCCCAAGAUGCGUCCCACCUUCCAGGAGAUCAUCGAGAUGCUCCGGGAGGACCUGCACCCGUCCUUCCAGGAGGUGUCUUUCUUCUACAGCGAGGAGAACAAGCCGCCCGAGACGGAGGACUUUGACCUGGACAUGGAGAACAUGGAGAGCAUCCCACUGGACCCUUCGUCGUACUCCCAGAGGGAGCAGUGUUUGGACAGGGACGAGGCCUCCUCCAUGGGCCUCAGGGGCAGUUACGAGGAGCACCACAUCCCGUUCACACACAUGAACGGGGGAAAGACCAACGGACGAAUACUGGCCCUGCCGCGGUCCAGCCCCUCCUAACAGACUGUGCACGUCCCGCGCGCGCAACAAACACAUCGAUGCUAUAGAUUUAAAUAUAUUUUUGUUUUUUCGUUGUCAUUUUUAUAUAGAUCACACUUUGCUCACCUUCUCUUCAGAAGCCCCUCAGUGCAUAUCUCAGGACCUUAUUUUUCUCUCAGAUGCCACAAACACACACUACAGUGAGUUCACACACGGACGCCAGAAGACACUUUUUGUAUUUAAGGAUGAAUCUCCUGCAUCUCUCUUGUUCAUGAUUGUAGUUUAUAUACUAUAUAUAUAUAUAUAUAUAUAUAUAUAUAUAUAUAUAUAUAUAUAUAUAUAUUGCCAAGUUUGUGCUAGACCGGGCGGAUAAUGGAUUCAACUGUGAAACGAACUCUUGACAAACAAGAAGGCUGCUAAACCCACUGUCCCUCCUUGAGUCCAGACUGUAUCCCCGUCCCCUAACUCAUCCUCGCUAAGUUUUGGGGGGAGGAAAAAAAAAAAAAAAAAAAAAGUGCCCUUCUAUUUUGUCUGUGGCCUACAUGACUUGUCAUGGAGCUGGGUCUGAAUAUUUGUACGUUAUAAAGUGGAUGACGAACGGAAAGACUGAGGUCGCUCUCUGCUGGAUGUCCGUAGAUGACCCAUCCCCGAACAAACUCUAAUCCACUGGAGAAGCUGGUUGAAGUGGCUUACCUCCUCACUCUCUGCAGUAUUCCAAAAAUGGCACACAGGAUAAAAACACACAACACUUGUCGGGUUAUAUUUUUUAAUUUAUUUACUUCGUCUUUCUUCUUUUUCUUUUCCUUUUCUUUUCUUUCCGUUGUUUGAGUUUUCACAUUUACAGUUGAAGGAUAUUUAAACACGUUGGCGAACGAGUUCCCUCAGAUUGACCAAUAGCUGCUUCGUUGGUAUAUUUUAGUGGGUAUAGAAGAUUCGAGAAAAAAAAAAUAUAUAAAUAUAUAUAUAUAUAUAAAUAUUAUAUUGAUGUUUUUUGUACAUAGCUGUUAUGUUGUCAUUCUUGAGGUAUUUCCGGUUAUAGAAAAUGUUUUUACAUGUUAGUCUCUUAUGUUUAUUUUUUCUAAUCCAGAAAAUCAUACUAAUUAGCUUUUUUCUUUUUGGGGACUCGUGAUCAACCAGCAGCACUUGAUCUUUUUACUAUGCGAUGCCCGUGGGGAGGUGAGUGUUUGGCGUCUUCAGCUUAAGAUGUCUGCCCGUCAUAUCAAGAUCAAAUAAAACAGUGCUGUAAAUAAUGCAGCAAGGUGCAUUCAUGAAAAGGCUCUGGCAAAUGCUUUUGUUUUCCGUAUGUGGAGUUUUUCCUGUUAUUUGGUAAAUGCUCAGAUUUUUAGGUUUGUAUAAGGGGAAUUUGUAGGGAGUGUGUUCACCCAGAACCUCAGUUUACAUCUAAUGUAGAGCUUGAGUGAGAAGGUUUUUAUGGAGCCGGUGCAGAUAUUUUCCAAUAAAGGGGAGUUAAUUAGCUUUA
This is a messenger RNA of Mugil cephalus (flathead mullet), 7047 nucleotides long. It is a transcript of the gene insra, whose product is annotated as insulin receptor a. Gene Ontology annotation, biological process: positive regulation of MAPK cascade; glucose homeostasis; cell surface receptor protein tyrosine kinase signaling pathway. Gene Ontology annotation, molecular function: insulin receptor activity; ATP binding; phosphatidylinositol 3-kinase binding. The transcript is spliced from 21 exons. The record is from RefSeq and is a predicted model, not a curated record. Gene Ontology annotation, cellular component: axon; insulin receptor complex; membrane. Lineage: Eukaryota; Metazoa; Chordata; Actinopteri; Mugiliformes; Mugilidae. The coding region runs from base 1476 to 5588 and encodes 1370 amino acids.